GCAGCGCGUCGCCGGGAGACACAGACUUCCUGCCACCUGCCCAGGUGACACAGGAGUGGGCCAUGGCCAACCAGACAGCGGGCGAGUGUCAGCUCCCUCCGGCGGAGUACCAGGUCUACUUGUUCCCGGUUGUCUACACCGUGGCGCUCCUCUUCGGUCUCCCGGGCAACCUGGCGGCGCUCUACGUGUUCGCCAUCCGGAUGAGCCCGCGCACGGCCUUCAGCGUCUACAUCAGCAGCCUGGCGCUGGCCGACGUGGUCAUCCUGUGCACGCUGCCCUUCCGCAUCCACUACCACCUGCGCGGCAACGACUGGGUGUUCGGGGACGUGGCGUGCCGCGUGACGGGGGUCCUCUUCUACGCCAACAUCUACCUGAGCAUCUGCUUCAUGACCUGCAUCUGCGUGGACCGCUACGUGGCCACGGUGCACCCGCACGUGCGGCUGAGGAGCGCCCGCUGCUCGCUCCUGGCCAGCGCCGCCCUCUGGGGCGUGGCGGCGGUGGCCGUGCUGGUCUUCAUCCUCAUGGGACCCCUGCAGACCGUGGCCAACGCCUCGGGCGGCCACAGCUGCUUCGAGAACUUUGCGGCGCAGGAGUGGAGCUCCCGUCUGGCGGCCUUCAGCCUCCUGAGCCUGAUCUUCUGCUCGCUGCUGCCGUCCGCCAUCAUCCUGGUGUGCUACCCGCUGGCCGCCAGGCGCAUCUCCAGGAUCCGCACCAGGACGGCACGCCGGGCCCUGAGGGUCAUCUACACCAUCCUGGCCAUCACGAUCCUCUGCUUCCUGCCCAGCCACGUGGUCUACCUGCUGCACCUGCUGCGCCGCAUGGAGGUCAUCCAGAGGUGCGCCUCGGCCAACGCCAUCUACGCCGCCAGGAGGGUCACCACCGCCCUCGUCAUCCUCAACACCUGCCUGGACCCCCUGCUCUACUACGUCACCACCAGCCACUGCACCUGGAGGCGCCUCAGGAGGACUUGGCUGCUGGGGCGACUACGGCGGCGGCGUGGCGUUUACGCCAUAACGGUGCCAUGAGUCGGUUGUAAUCCAUUGACCUAUGACCUCACCAACAACUAAAAACUUUCUUUUCCUUCUUUUAGUCCUCGAUUUUCUACAAACUGUGGUACGCACGCUCCCCCUAGUG
Entelurus aequoreus (snake pipefish) is the source of this 1134-nucleotide messenger RNA. Its product is annotated as P2Y purinoceptor 1. Gene Ontology annotation, molecular function: G protein-coupled receptor activity; oxysterol binding. Gene Ontology annotation, biological process: G protein-coupled receptor signaling pathway. NCBI's taxonomy places the organism in Eukaryota, Metazoa, Chordata, Actinopteri, Syngnathiformes, Syngnathidae. Gene Ontology annotation, cellular component: membrane. The transcript is spliced from 2 exons. The record is from RefSeq and is a predicted model, not a curated record. Bases 63 to 1025 code for a protein of 320 amino acids.